Exophiala dermatitidis NIH/UT8656 is the source of this 1500-nucleotide messenger RNA. Its product is annotated as UDP-N-acetylglucosamine-dolichyl-phosphate N-acetylglucosaminephosphstransferase. The coding region runs from base 1 to 1500 and encodes 499 amino acids. Gene Ontology annotation, biological process: dolichol-linked oligosaccharide biosynthetic process; protein N-linked glycosylation. NCBI's taxonomy places the organism in Eukaryota, Fungi, Ascomycota, Eurotiomycetes, Chaetothyriales, Herpotrichiellaceae. The record is from RefSeq and is a predicted model, not a curated record. Gene Ontology annotation, molecular function: UDP-N-acetylglucosamine-dolichyl-phosphate N-acetylglucosaminephosphotransferase activity. Gene Ontology annotation, cellular component: membrane. The transcript has 2 exons.
AUGCAUAACCAUCUCAGUGCCAGAACGGGUGCUGGCACGUCCUCCGCCCAUAAUAAUUCCUUGAACCAUUCGGAAAGAUGGUCGCUUUUGCUUCUGGCCGGGGCUUCUUUGGCAAUCAUUGCAAACACCUUCCAAGGUGACGGCGCGCCCUUGGUCGCUUCUUUGGCAUUUUCAACCUUGGCCUUCUCUAUGACCUACGCCUUUGUCCGGUGGUCCGGCCCUUCUUUUAUCAAAGCCGGCCUCAAGGGCAAGGACAUGAGCAAAUUGGUCGCGAAGGAAAUUCCUGAGUCCAUGGGCGCCGUGGCUGCUUCGGUGUACAUUCUGGCACUCAUGGCUUUCAUCCCUUUUGCAUUCUACAAGGAUAUUGUCGCAGCAACAUCGGGCGGUGGGAACCGAGAUGUCGUUAUUACCAUCAACGAGGUCGAGACCGGACGCUUUUUGCACCGCUUCCCCCACUCAAAACUAUCUUCGUACCAAUCUGCUCUAAACACCCUCCAAGCAAUGACUAUCUUGGGCAUGGCUGACGAUAUCCUGGAUCUCCGAUGGCGACACAAGUUCUUCAUUCCCGCCAUUGCAUCGUUGCCGCUUCUUAUUGUCUACUAUGUCGAUUUCGGGGUGACUUCGGUGGUGGUGCCCAACUUUCUGGUACCAUAUAUGCCCAACCAGGCUCGGCUCAUCAACUUGUCAUUCUUCUACUACCUGUACAUGUCAGCGCUAUCAAUCUUUGCGCCGAACUCGAUCAACAUCUUGGCAGGCAUCAAUGGAAUAGAGGUUGGCCAGUCUUUGGUUAUUGCAGGAUUGCUGAUCCUGAAUUCCUCGCUCUAUCUCGUGCCUUUCCCGGGGAACCCGGUCUUGAGCAAUGGCUAUGCAACGCGCCCUCACCCUGCAACCGACUCUCACUUGAUGACGUUGUACCUACUGCUACCGUUCUUGGCAGUCUCGAUCGCGCUGUACGUCCACAACCGAUAUCCCGCCCGAGUCUUUGUAGGAGACACCUACUGUUAUGUUGCCGGAAUGACUUUCGCCGUGGUUGCGAUUCUGGCACAUUUCAGCAAGACACUGCUGCUGCUUCUUAUUCCGCAGAUUGUCAACUUCGUUUACAGCACUCCGCAGCUUUUCAAGGUCAUUCCCUGCCCGAGACACCGGCUGCCCAAGUUCAAUGCCAGGACAGGGCUCCUCGAACCCAGUGUAACGACAUGGCCCGAGGAACGGCCUCCAAGCAAGUUUUUGACGACCAUUUUCUUCAUUCUGGAAAAGCUGCACUUGCUUCAAGUGACGGUGGAUCCGAAGACGAAUAAAAUUUCCACCACUUCCAACUUGACCAUCAUUAAUCUGUGGUUGGUCUGGCGAGGGCCCAUGAGGGAAGACAAAUUGACAAGGGAGCUGUUGAUUAUGCAAACUGUGUGUGGUCUGCUAGGAUUGUUUGCACGACAUACAAUGGCUCUGCUCAUCUUUAGCGUGGACAACCGGGGCAAAUAUGGCCAUGCGUUUCCAGUGUAA